Echinops telfairi (small Madagascar hedgehog) is the source of this 3398-nucleotide messenger RNA. It is a transcript of the gene GPM6A, whose product is annotated as glycoprotein M6A. Gene Ontology annotation, cellular component: plasma membrane; axonal growth cone; neuronal cell body. Lineage: Eukaryota; Metazoa; Chordata; Mammalia; Afrosoricida; Tenrecidae. The record is from RefSeq and is a predicted model, not a curated record. Bases 481 to 1461 code for a protein of 326 amino acids. The transcript has 7 exons. Gene Ontology annotation, biological process: neuron projection development.
GGGGGAAUCAUGGGUUGGUGGUGGGCUUCAUGUUAGGAGGACACCCCUCCAUCUGUUCACAGUGUAACCUGCUUCCAAUUUAAAGCCCAGAUUUCAAUGCAAACCUCAAUUCCUAUUCCCCAUUUUAAAUGCAAAGCAAGGCUCCUGAAUCACAGUGUCUCUGCCACUGGGAUUCAGCCCAAAUUUCCCCCCAAAUUCUCAGGCCAUUUGUUUGAAUACCUGCUUACAGUGGUGCACAAUGGGCAGCUUUGAGAAGAAAAAUUGAUAAUCUUCACGGAAGAGUAAUUUGAAUGAAAUUACACUUGACAGGCUGUCUCUAAGCAAACAAGAGAAGCAGGGAGCCUCAGCUAAGCUCUGAGGACUUGCCUGAGCCACUGCUGUGGGAGCUUCCCAGGGGGAAAAAAAAGACCAGUUUUUCCAACGUCUAAUUGAGGCUUUUGAUUAAUUCCGUGUACCAGAUUCUACUGAAGGAAGGUAGCCAUGGAAGAGAAUAUGGAAGAGGGACAAACACAAAAAGGGUGUUUUGAGUGCUGUAUCAAAUGCCUAGGGGGCAUUCCCUACGCCUCUCUGAUUGCAACCAUCCUGCUCUAUGCUGGAGUGGCCCUAUUUUGUGGCUGUGGCCAUGAAGCACUUUCUGGAUCUGUCACUAUUCUGCAAACCUACUUUGAGAUGGCAAGAACUGCUGGAGACACACUGGACGUCUUUACCAUCUCCUCUACUUCACCGAGCAGCAUGCCCUUGUACAGAGCUUGCGCUCUCCUCCUAACACAUCAAAAGUACAUGAGACAACGUCUCACCAUCCUGGCUUCUACGCAGCAUGCUGGCUCGUCUUCCUCCAAGACAGAUUUGUUUGCUCCUUUGGCAGUCGAUGGCACUUGCAUUUUUCUUCGGCAGCACCAUAAGUCAAAUGCAUCAAUUCUUAGAUCGUCUUUAUUUAGUGUCCAACUUUCAAAUGCUUAUGAGCUGGUUGAAAAUACGAAGGCUUGUGUCAGGAACACUUUAGUCUUCAAGUUUAUCAUGCUGACAUACCUUUUCAUGCUGGCCUGGCUGGGCGUCACCGUUUUCACCUCACUGCCGGUUUACAUGUACUUCAAUCUGUGGACCAUCUGCCGGAACACCACCCUGGUGGAGGGAGCCAAUCUCUGCUUGGACCUUCGUCCAUUUGGAAUCGUGACCAUUGGAGAGGAAAAGAAAAUUUGCACUGUCUCUGAGAAUUUCCUGAGGAUGUGUGAAUCCACUGAGUUGAACAUGACCUUCCACUUGUUUAUUGUGGCACUUGCUGGAGCGGGCGCAGCAGUUAUUGCGAUGGUUCACUAUCUUAUGGUUCUGUCUGCCAACUGGGCCUAUGUGAAAGAUGCCUGCAGGAUGCAGAAGUACGAGGACAUCAAGUCAAAGGAGGAGCAGGAGCUUCAUGACAUCCACUCCACCCGCUCCAAGGAGCGCCUCAACGCCUACACAUAGAGCGCACUCUCCUCUCAGCCGGCCGUGAGAAUGCUUCCUGUUAAACGAAAGGCCACCCAACUGACAACCAUUAAAAACCACAAGGAAAGUGCUUCUCAUCAUUGAUGUGUAGGGUGACUUAUGAAUCACCUGAAUACAAUUCUUUGUUGAGUUGCACUUUGCUAAUUCGGUAAAUUGGUGUAAUUAGCUCUCUUCUACAAGCUCCUAUCCAGCCCCCUCCUUUUUUUUUAAUUUCACAAACUCAUUUAAUAGUUCUGUAAGAUCAAAAUUACUAACAUUGUCAACUGCAAAGAUUUGUUUGAUUUUUAACCACUUCCUAUGUGUUAUGCAUAACAUUUUUUGCAUUACUUCUUAUGUUUUUGAAAAGAAAAAAUAGCUUUUUAUACUUUUGGGUUUUUAUUUCGGUAACUAGCUUAACUACAGGUAACCUUCAAAGGGACCAUUAUACAGUAUGAACAACAGACAGAGAUGACAUCACAAUGACUCCUCUUGAAAUAUGGGUAUCUUGGCUGAAGAUCAGUGGCCACAUUAUUGCAGGCCCUGGUUAAGGUUUUCAUCCAACUAAGGUGCAAUUUCUAAAUUUGUAAGAGUAGGUUAAAAAAAAAAGUGCUUCUUAUCUUUGUUAACCUUGUAUUUUUCUUGGUGUUCUUAAAAGGUAUUCCUCCCGGAUUCCUCCUGUUUAUGUUGUGAGCAUGUAGAAACCAGUGAUGCUAAUGCAUGGCUAAUUGCCUUCCUAAGACUGUGACACCAGGCUGACCUUUUCAAGUGGAUUGUAGAGAAACCCUAACGGAGAUAGCUACUUGUGUUCUACAGAAUAGGCUGGCAUAAGCAGCGGCUGGAUUGGAACUUUGAUGGUAAUAUAGAAAGUUAAUUACCUUUAUGAAGGUGACGUAUUCAAAAUAAGCACACUAAGCUGUCAGAAGUUGUUUUACCUGCUUUAAAAGUUUUGAUGGAUUGCACCUCUGUAAACUAUCCCUAAAAUGUGUAUGAUAUAUUUGAAAAGGGUUCCAUUAAUAUAAUAGCUUUGCUUGCAGCCUUCCAAUCUAUGUUGGUUUACCUGUAGUGUUUUUAAAAGUGUGGUCAGAAGCCACAAUAGAAUGUUCCAUUUUGGAGUGUAGUGGUAGAUUUGUGUUUUUAUUUCCAGCAAGUCAUUUUAAACUACUAUUCAUUCAUAUUCAUUUAUAAGAAGAACCUGUAUCAAAGGAAUUAAAAAAAAGAGCAAUCAGUAUUAUCAGACCAAAUUUGGUGUUUGUUUUAACCUUGACUUUCUUCUUUUAUUUUCAAUGCUACAAGAAUGCUGUAAAGUGUCUUUGAAUAUGAUGUAACCUGACAAGACAUUUUUGUCAGUGAUCAACACUAGGUAGUACUGCGCACUGAUUUGACCAUUGUGAAACCCUUUCUCAGUGUAAGUGCAUUUCUAAUAAAACUUUAUUCAGUGAACCAAUCUUUGUGCAAUGACUAAUCAUGCAUCAUCAGUGAUUUUACAAGUUCUUGUAGUACGUAGAGAGGGAGUUCUCUGUGGCAUGAUUAUGCAUUCUGUAGAAUUAUUUAAGUAAUUGGGGGUUGGUUUUGCUUCUUUUUUUACACUUCGCUUAACUUACCGGUCGAGCUUUUUCUGGUAUACACAGUAUUACAUAUAUCCAACAAAAAAGUAUUAAUGGGCUUCUUUCAAUUCUAUAUUAUAGUGUUUCAGUUCUGUGUCUUAACUGUUUGUGAUGAUUUUUAAAACUGUCUUUUAAACUUAUGUAAUGAUGUUGACGCUUUUGGCUUUUUUCUGGUAUUAGAGUUUGUAUUUUCACAGAGUGCUUUGUAACAGGCAUCCUAACUAAUCUGUUUUGUACAUCAACGUGCCAACAGCUUGACGGUGGCGUUUUUGAAAUGUAGAACAAAGUGCUUGCAAAAUGUAAUAAACACACUUGUGUCAUUUGUGUACUUAG